Messenger RNA from Cydia strobilella, 427 nucleotides. RefSeq names its product dynein light chain Tctex-type 1-like. Gene Ontology annotation, molecular function: dynein intermediate chain binding. NCBI's taxonomy places the organism in Eukaryota, Metazoa, Arthropoda, Insecta, Lepidoptera, Tortricidae. The record is from RefSeq and is a predicted model, not a curated record. The transcript has 3 exons. Gene Ontology annotation, cellular component: cytoplasmic dynein complex; cytoplasm. Bases 43 to 396 code for a protein of 117 amino acids. Gene Ontology annotation, biological process: microtubule-based movement.
GUGAUAAACAUAGUGAUUAUAUGCUCUUUGGUGAUAAAUAAAAUGGCUGCACCUAAAGAUGAUGACGAAGAGGAUCUUGUCUUCAACGUAGAAGAAGUCCAGAAAAUAAUUAGAGACACCAUAGAACUUAUUCUUGGCGGAAACGUGUACAGUCAUUCGAGAACACCACAAUGGAUUGGUUUGAUUACCGAUAAAACAAUGGCAAGGAUUGCAAAGCUUAAUAAGCCCUUCAAGUAUAUCUUUCGAAUUACGAUAACCCAGAAGAAUGGUAGUGGUUUGCAUACGGCUGCAGCAUACUUCUGGGACACGGUCACCGACGGGACAUGCACAGUACGUUGGGAGAACAAGUAUAUGUAUUGUAUUGUUAAUGUUUGGGCUUUAGCAUUGCAGAUUUAAAAUAAAUUCUUUUUUGCAUUGCUACAACGCA